This is a messenger RNA of Prorocentrum cordatum, 157 nucleotides long. The record is from the annotation of a GenBank genome assembly. Lineage: Eukaryota; Dinophyceae; Prorocentrales; Prorocentraceae.
GAGGAGGCGGAGGACGCAGAGGACGAGGGCGACGAGCAGGGCGAGGAGCUCGACGCCACGGCCGCCGCCACGGACGAGGCGGGCGGCGGUGGUGGCGGCGACGACGCGGCGGGCGACUCCGAGCAGCCGGCGGCACCCGCUGCCGCGGCCACAAGAG